Molecule: messenger RNA, 1977 nt
Organism: Fragaria vesca subsp. vesca
Lineage: Eukaryota; Viridiplantae; Streptophyta; Magnoliopsida; Rosales; Rosaceae
Product: DUF21 domain-containing protein At2g14520-like
Exons: 11
Coding region: 159-1436 (425 amino acids)
Biological process (GO): magnesium ion homeostasis
Cellular component (GO): intracellular membrane-bounded organelle
Source: RefSeq, a predicted model, not a curated record
GAAAUAAAAAAGAAGAAAAUCCAUCUCUCUCUCUCUCCUCUUUUCUCUCCACCAUUGCCAAGUGUAGCUCUGAGCCGUCGCUCGGUUUCCGAAUUCGGAGUUGAGAGAAGCAGCGAUUGAAUUUUGGGAGCUGAGAGCAGAAAAGAGAGCUUUCAAGAAUGGCGGUGGAGUAUGAGUGUUGCAGUAGCGCCUUCUUCAUACACAUACUGGUGAUCGUGUUUCUGGUUUUGUUCGCGGGGCUAAUGUCUGGGCUCACCUUGGGCCUCAUGUCCCUCAGCAUCGUCGAUCUUGAGGUCUUGGCCAAGUCUGGGAAGCCCAAGGAUCGCAAGCACGCCGAAAAGAUCUUGCCAGUUGUCAGAAAGCAGCAUCUGUUGCUUUGCACCCUGCUGAUUUGCAAUGCUGCUGCAAUGGAGGCACUUCCCAUUUUUCUGGAUGGUCUGGUGACGGCUUGGGGUGCAAUCCUAAUUUCGGUGACACUGAUUCUUCUGUUUGGAGAGAUUAUACCACAAUCUAUCUGUACCCGAUAUGGUUUGGCGAUAGGUGCAGCAGUGACUCCAUUUGUCCGUGUUCUUCUGUGGGUCUGCUUUCCUAUUGCAUAUCCAAUUAGCAAGUUAUUGGACUAUCUUCUUGGCCACGGACAUGUAGCUCUGUUUCGCAGAGCAGAGUUAAAAACACUUGUAGAUUUUCAUGGCAAUGAGGCUGGGAAAGGUGGAGAAUUGACACAUGAUGAGACCACCAUUAUUGCUGGAGCCCUUGAGCUCAGUGAGAAAACUGCUAGUGAUGCCAUGACGCCUAUAGCUGAAACUUUUGCAAUUGAUAUCAAUGACAAGCUUGACAGGAAUCUGAUGAAUUUGAUAAUGGAGAAAGGGCAUAGUAGAGUGCCAGUGUACUAUGAGGAGCCCACAAACAUAAUUGGACUUGUUCUGGUCAAAAAUUUGUUGACUGUUCAUCCAGAAGAUGAAACACCUGUAAAGAAUGUGACUAUACGCAAGAUUCCAAGGGUUCAAGAAACAUUGCCCUUGUAUGACAUACUGAAUGAAUUUCAGAAAGGUCACAGUCACAUGGCUAUUGUUGUAAGACGGUGCAAUACUGCGGAGCAACCUGAUGGCAAUACAGCUGACAGUCCAGUGAAAGAAGUGAGAGUGGACAUUGAUGGUGAAAAGCCUCUUCAGGAGAAGACUUUGAAGAGCAAAAGAUCACUGAAUAAAUGGAAGAGUUUCCCUAACAGUGGGCAUACUUCUUUCAAAAGCGGGUCUAGAAGCAAGAAAUGGUCAAAGGAGAUGUAUUCAGACAUCCUUCAGAUAGAUGAUGAAGCACUCCCGAGGCUCCCCGAAGAGGAAGUGGCUGUUGGCAUUAUAACAAUGGAAGACGUCAUUGAAGAGCUUUUACAGGAGGAAAUAUUUGAUGAAACUGAUCAUCAAUACGAGGAGUCAUAACACCAGUCUCUCUAGGAAGCAGUGUCUUGUAGUACAUAUGAAACACACAAUAUUCGUUAUAUUUGUUUGCCCCUAGGUUCUAAAAUAGAUAAUCAGGUGCAAUACUGGAACUUGCCUAAAGCCAUGGAAGUGAUGUGCCAUUUGUUAGUACCAUAGUAUAUCACCAACUUUUAUGUGUUGAGGUGAAUGGAAAAUUUUCUCCAGGCUUAGUACAGAGAGAGAAGAGAACAUGGGACAUCAUCACUAAGCUUAAAUUUGGCAGAAGUUAAAUUUUGGAGGCAUGAAAUUCUGAUAUAUAUCGGUUGGUAAUUUCAGUCUGCUUGUGUCGAAUUACCAAAUGUUUACACAAGCACACCGUUCCGGCACAGUCUACUCAUGACUGUAAGGACUUCCACUUGGACGGAAUUGGGAAUGUCAGGAGACUGUUUCAAUUUCUUAGACUAUGACUAUGGUGUACAUCAACUGUACUGCAUGAUCUCAAAUGAUACUGCAUCAGCUGAUACAUCUUUCUUCAUCUUAACAAUGUUCACUUGCUCCCAAC